Messenger RNA from Brachypodium distachyon (stiff brome), 3231 nucleotides. Its product is annotated as respiratory burst oxidase homolog protein B. The coding region runs from base 212 to 2986 and encodes 924 amino acids. Gene Ontology annotation, cellular component: plasma membrane. The record is from RefSeq and is a predicted model, not a curated record. Lineage: Eukaryota; Viridiplantae; Streptophyta; Magnoliopsida; Poales; Poaceae. Gene Ontology annotation, molecular function: NAD(P)H oxidase H2O2-forming activity; peroxidase activity; calcium ion binding. The transcript has 9 exons.
UCACCCACCCCUUCCCUUUGCUCUCAUCACCAGACGCUCUCCUCCAACGACCAUUUCUCCUCCUCCUCUUCUUCUUCUUCUUUGCUUACUCCAGCUACUCAACCCCACACGAAACCUCGGGCUAAAAUUCUGCGCCCGUGCUGGGUUUCCCAGACGCCGUGUGAUCCCGCUGGCUGUCUGAUCGACGGGAACCGGUUAAUUGUCGUCCGCCAUGCAUCAUAACAGAGCAGGCGGCGGCGGCGGCGACACGGGGGACAUCGUGGAGGCCGGCGGCAGCGGCGCGCACGAGAGGGUCGUGCCGCACAGCGGGCCGCUGGGGGCCAAGCGAUCGGCGAUGCGGAAGAGCGCGCGGUUCGCGGAGUCCGUGUCGGCGCCGCUGACCGCCCCGCACGGCGCGCCACGGCCCCGGAACAACAACGACGAGUCCGACGACAACGACGACAACGACUACGUGGAGAUCACCCUGGACGUGCGCGACGACUCGGUGGCCGUGCACAGCGUGAAGCCGGCGGCGGGGGGCAGCGCCGAGGACUCGGACGUGACGCUGCUGGCGCGCACGCUGGAGAAGCGGUCGGCGUCCUACGGCCACGGCGUGCUCCGCAACGCCUCCUCCCGGAUCAAGCAGGUGUCCCACGAGCUCCGGCGCCUGGCCUCCGGCAACAACCGGCGUGGCCAGGCACGGUUCGAUAAGUCCAAGUCGGCCGCGGCGCACGCGCUCAAGGGGCUCAAGUUCAUCAGCAAGACGGACGGUUCCGCCGGGUGGACUGCCGUCGAGAAGCGCUUCGAUGAGCUCGCCGAGAACGGCCUCCUCCCCCGCUCCAAGUUCGGCAAGUGCAUCGGGAUGAAGGAGCUCGCGUUCGCCGGCGAGCUGUUCGACGCGCUGGCGAGGCGGCGGAACAUCAGCGGCGACAGCAUCAGCAAGGCGGAGCUGCUCGAGUUCUGGGACCAAAUCUCCGAUACCAGCUUCGACAGCCGCCUGCAAACCUUCUUCGACAUGGUCGACAAGAACGCUGACGGCAGGAUCACCGAGGAGGAAGUGAAAGAGAUCAUCACGCUGAGCGCGUCGGCGAACAACCUGACGAAGGUGACGGAGCAGUCGGAGGAGUACGCCCGGCUGAUCAUGGAGGAGCUGGACCCCAGCAACCUGGGCUACAUCGAGCUGUACAACCUGGAGAUGCUGCUGCUGCAGGCGCCGAGCCAGUCGAUGCGGAUCGGCACGACCAACAGCCGGAACCUGAGCCAGAUGCUGAGCCAGAACCUCCGCCCCACGGCGGAGCCCAACCCGCUCCGUCGCUGGUACCGCCGCGCCAGCUACUUCCUCGAGGACAACUGGCGCCGCUGCUGGGUGCUGCUCCUGUGGAUGUCCAUCUGCGCGGGCCUCUUCGCCUGGAAGUUCGAGCAGUACCGCCGCCGCGCCGUGUUCGAGGUGAUGGGCUACUGCGUGUGCGUGGCCAAAGGCGGCGCCGAGAUGACCAAGUUCAACAUGGCGCUCAUCCUGCUCCCCGUCUGCCGCAACACGAUCACCUGGCUCCGGAACCGCACCGCUGCCGGACGGUUCGUGCCGUUCGACGACAACAUCAACUUCCACAAGGUGAUCGCCGUGGGGAUCUCCGUCGGUGCCGGGUUGCACAUCAUCUCCCAUUUGACGUGCGACUUCCCGCGGCUGCUGCGUGCUACCGCCGAACAGUACGAGCCCAUGAAGCAGUUCUUCGGGGAGGUGCAGCCGACGAGUUACUGGUGGUUCGUCAAGGGGACCGAGGGUUGGACGGGGCUGGUGAUGCUGGUGCUCAUGGCCAUCGCGUUCACGCUCGCCACGCCGUGGUUCCGCAGGGGCAGGCUGCGUCUCCCCAAGCCAUUCGCCCGUCUCACCGGGUUCAACGCCUUCUGGUACUCGCACCACCUCUUCAUCAUCGUCUACGCGCUGCUCAUCGUCCACGGUCACUUCCUCUACCUCACCAAGAAGUGGCAAAAGAAGUCGACAUGGAUGUACCUGGCGGUGCCAAUUCUGAUGUACGCAUGCGAGCGGCUGACACGGGCGCUGCGGUCCAGCGUGCGGCCGGUGAAGAUACUCAAGGUGGCCGUGUACCCAGGGAACGUGCUGUCGCUGCAUUUCUCAAAGCCGCAAGGGUUCAGAUACAAGAGCGGACAGUACAUCUUCGUCAACUGCGCCGCCGUCUCGCCGUUCCAGUGGCACCCGUUCUCCAUCACGUCGGCGCCAAAGGACGACUACGUCAGCGUCCACAUCAGGACCCUCGGUGAUUGGACCCGGGAGCUCAAGAACGUCUUCUCAAAGGUUUGCCGGCCGCCGACGGAGGGCAAGAGCGGGCUGCUCCGGGCCGAGUACGACCGCGACGGCGCCAUGUCCAACCCGAGCUUCCCGAGGGUGCUGAUCGACGGUCCCUACGGUGCGCCGGCGCAGGACUACAAGCAGUACGACGUGGUGCUGCUGGUGGGGCUGGGCAUCGGUGCCACGCCCAUGAUCUCCAUCCUCAAGGACAUCAUCAACAACAUGAAGCGGCUGGACGGCGACGUGGAGUCCGGCGACGCGAGCGUGUCGUCGGCCAACUUCCGGACGACGCGUGCCUACUUCUACUGGGUCACCCGGGAGCAAGGCUCCUUCGAGUGGUUCCGUGGCGUCAUGGACGAGGUGGCCGAGACGGACAAGAAGGGCGUCAUCGAGCUCCACAACUACUGCACCAGCGUCUACGAGGAAGGCGACGCCCGCUCCGCGCUCAUCGCCAUGCUCCAGUCCCUCAACCACGCCAAGCACGGCGUCGAUGUCGUCUCCGGCACCCGUGUCAAGACCCAUUUCGCCCGCCCCAACUGGCGCAACGUCUACAAGCGCAUCGCCCUCAACCACCGCGAACAACGCGUCGGUGUUUUCUACUGUGGCGCGCCGGUGCUGACCAAGGAGCUGCGGGAACUCGCCCAGGAUUUCUCAAGAAAGACCAGCACAAAAUUCGAGUUCCACAAGGAGAAUUUCUAGUUUUGCAAUCAAUCCAGCCCCACGAAGUUUUUUUGUUUUCUUUUGCGGAAACCAUGUUAAUUUAGUACAUACCAAGAUCUAUACAUAUGAAAAGUAGAGGGAGUAGAUCAAAGUAGGUAUUUCUUGAUUGUGACCGGUUGGGUCAGAGUUUCAUCAGUUUUUGCUCUAGCAGAAUAAUCAAAAUGCCUCCUUGUACAGAUAUUCUCUUCUCAGAUAUAACCUGUGUUACCUAGAGUAGACAAUUU